CACCCUUUCCCCAGCUCCCCGCAGCCUGCUGCAGGAGGCGGCUGCCCACGGUCCCGGUUUCAUCUGCCCGGGAGCCGGCUGUGCCUCCAGCCCCGCCAGUGGCAGUUGCUCUGAGGCCACAGGAGCUACAAACCAGUGCCAUUUUCAUGCUGCCCUGAGGAGGAUCAACUGACUGUGGUUCAUUGGUGCUUAGCCACAGUGGUUUGUGGUAGCACCGAGUGUUCCAUGAGUCUCUGCACUGACUCCACCAGCUGAGGGAAACAAGAAACACGUGUGGAAGAUAGGAACUGAUUUUGAAACAAUGAGGUGCCUCACCCACCUACUGCUCAGGAGACUGCUGGGUCUCUCACCUCAGCAAGUGUCAGGGGCAUUGGCUAAAAGUACAGAUCCCAUCCUCACUCCAGAGUGGUCAUCUUGGAGGCAGAGCUGCAGUGUAAGACCUGGACUUGUGACUGCCACUGACAUGGUCAGCUACUGGCAGAAGGUGUUUGAGGGAAAUGGGAUACCUGAAGCACGAGAGUCCAGUGAAUAUAUUGUCUCGUUUGUUCUGGGAGCAAAAACAUUUCAGAGCUUGAAUUACAAAAGCCUCCACACUCCACUUACAGCAGUGCAGCAGGAGCAAAUCCAGCAGCUGAGCAAGAAGCGACUAGAAAGGAUGCCGGUGCAGUACGUGCUUGGUGAGUGGGACUUCCAGGACCUGACUCUGAAGAUGAGGCCCCCAGUAUUCAUUCCUCGGCCUGAAACAGAGGAUCUUGUCUCCUUAGUUGUGGAGGAAGAAUCUCACAAAUGUGAGAAGAAUUCAGGCCUUGGCUGCCCAGUUCCUGCUCCUCAUCCUGUGAUCCUGGAGGUUGGCUGUGGCUCUGGAGCAAUUGCUCUGAGUCUGUUGUGCAAACUGCCACAGAGCCGGGUGAUAGCUGUGGAUAAAGAGAAGGCUGCUGUGGAUCUCACCUGGGAGAAUGCACAUAGGCUAAAACUCCAGGACAGGAUCCACAUUCUCCACCAUGAUGUUUCAUAUGGUUCUGCCAAGCAGCUGCUACUCUGGGGACCCGUAGACUUCAUAGUCAGUAACCCCCCCUACAUCUUCCAUGAAGACAUGGCUGCCUUGGACACAGAAAUCCUCUGCUAUGAGGACCUUGAUGCACUGGAUGGGGGAGAUGAUGGCAUGAGGGUCAUUAAAACAAUCCUGGCUCUGGCUCCUUCUUUGCUGAAGGACUCUGGGAGUGUGUUUCUGGAAGUUGAUCCCAGACACCCAGAUAUGGUGGCAAACUGGUUACAGGCACAUCCCAACUUACUGCUUUUCCUUCGUGCUGUUCACAAGGACUUCUGUGGCAAGCCUAGGUUUCUGCACAUCCAAUACCAACACAGAUGACAACUGUACCAGAAAUAACUCUCCUUGCAGAAUGCUUUCUGCUGGUCAGCCCUGCUGAAUAGCUUGUUGAAAACUCUGCAUGGCAGAAGGAACCUCCACAUCAUUCCCCAGUGCAUUGGACUGUCCAUGCAGUGGCAGACCCCUCAUCUCCUGAUCUUCAUCCAGAGAUCCAAAAGUUCAGAGGAGCGUGUGGAAGUGUUUCACCUUCCUCAGGGAACAAUGUGCAACUUUGCAGUCAAAGUGCUAAAGUGACUUGUUAGUAUCAGGACCCAAUAUGGAAGAGUUCACAGCUCCAGAUAUUAAUUUAAAAUACAACUUCUCAACCUGUCAGAGAAUGUCACAUUGCUCAUUUGAUCUAAAAAUAAUUUCCACUUUUUGCUUUUUGACCUUGAGAUAUAAAUGUAUGUAGAGUGUGACUAGACUGGAUGAUAGGCCUGAACUCUGGCUUCUGUUUGCACAUGGACUUGCUGGUAACACAGGACAUGACUAAUCUGCAUGUUUCAAAUUCAGUUCUGUUCCAGGAUCCCAAUGCCCUGGAGUAGAACUCCAGCAGCAGAGCAGCUUUUGUUUCUCAGUCCUGCUGAGUGCCAUCAUUGAAGGAUCAGCACGUGUGUUACACCAUCUGAACCUGCAGCACCUGACUCUUUGUGGGUGCUGCCACAAGCAAUCAAAACAUUGUAAUAAAGAUAGUGCUUCAGAUCAGUGUCCUUGCAAGAACUGCUGUGCAGUUAGGUUUUCAAACAUGCCAGCAGACCUGAAUAAACACCUGAUGCCUGCA
Calypte anna (Anna's hummingbird) is the source of this 2147-nucleotide messenger RNA. It is a transcript of the gene HEMK1, whose product is annotated as HemK methyltransferase family member 1. The record is from RefSeq and is a predicted model, not a curated record. The coding region runs from base 302 to 1369 and encodes 355 amino acids. Gene Ontology annotation, biological process: protein methylation. The transcript is spliced from 11 exons. Gene Ontology annotation, molecular function: nucleic acid binding; protein methyltransferase activity. Gene Ontology annotation, cellular component: mitochondrion. Lineage: Eukaryota; Metazoa; Chordata; Aves; Apodiformes; Trochilidae.